UUUAAAUCAUCAAGACGAGACUAAAAUUGGAUUUAUUUGAUUGGUUGUCAGGGGGAAGAAUCAAUCAAAGAGGUCGAAUCAGGUUUAGAAAAGGGGGACGUGUUCGAAUUCCAGGGAAUGAUGAAACCAGAUGCAAACAGAUUCGACAUAAACUUUGUAAAUGGAAAUGGAGACAUUGCGUUUCACUUUAAUCCCCGGAGAAAUGAAGAAGAGGUCGUCAUGAACAACUGCGAAGAUGGCGAUUGGCAGAGCGAGGAAAGAACGCCUCUACAUCCAGUGUUUCAAACAGAGAAGCCAUUUGAAGUCAAGAUAGAGACCAAGAAAAAGAAAUUCAAGGUUUUCAUCAACGGAGUGAAGUUCUGUAAAUUCAGAAUGCGAUGUGAUGUAGAAGACAUCCGCAGUAUUGAAAUUCGAGGGGAUGUCUUUAUUCUCGAAACUCUCUUGAUGAAGAGACAGAAAAAACCUAUUUGGGAAGGACUGCCGACAGGAUUGCAAGUUGGAAGUUGGGUCACUGUGCGGGGCUUUCCUAAGAAAAACUGGACAAGGUUUGAGGUGAACUUUAUGUGUAGCGGGGAGGAGGAUGGGGAUAUAGCCCUCCAUUUUAACCCCCGUAAAGACCAGGGUGAGGUGGUCAGGAACUCCAGAUUGUCGGACGAGGAGGGGUGGGGGUCGGAGGAAACCGAGGCCCCCGAAUUUCCGUUUGAGGCCAAAGACACAUUUGAGAUUGUUUUCCAUGUUGGAGAGGACAAGUUUUUCACAUUCCUGAAUGGAAAGAAUUUUAUUGAAUACAACCAUCGCACGCCAAUAGAGAGGAUCUGCCAUCUUUGUAUAAGCGGAGACUGUAACUUCUUUGAGCCGGAAAUUGUGUAGAGGGUGUCGGAAUUGACGUUUUUUCUGUCAAAUUAGUUACCAACGAAUUCAAUUUUUUUUCAGGAUAAACAUAGAUUCAUAUGUGUUAUAAGGGAAAUAAACUUUUUGUUAUAGUUUAAAUUUCUUCAUUACUGUAACUUUCAAUACCCUUAUAAAAGAAUCAAGCGUAUAAUCAUUUGAAGGCAUGAAGUAGUAUAGUAAUACUUGUAAUUUUUUUCUUUUUCUGUUCCUAAAUUGGAUAAUUUUUCUUUGUAAAUACUCGAAGAUUAUUUGAUGUACUCAUUGAAAUUGUGGAUAUAAGUCGGAAGAGGCUUAAAUACGUUAUUUUAAGAGAAAAAUACUCCAAACUGUUUAUGCAUUACUGCGACAAUCGUAAUUUUUUAAUUUUUGAGAUUUACCAACGAUUUAUCAUUUACUGUGCAUUUGUUUAUUUUCAGCAACUUUAACUGUUUAGCUAGUCUUUUACGUAAGAUAUAUUCUGUUAAAUAUUUUUCAAAGGUUAAAAUGUGUGUUUAAAUAUUUUCUGUUGCUUUUUAUUUCCUUAGAUUAAAUAAAUAUUAAAUAAUUUU
Molecule: messenger RNA, 1439 nt
Organism: Saccostrea cuccullata (small rock oyster)
Lineage: Eukaryota; Metazoa; Mollusca; Bivalvia; Ostreida; Ostreidae
Product: 32 kDa beta-galactoside-binding lectin-like
Exons: 6
Coding region: 118-870 (250 amino acids)
Molecular function (GO): carbohydrate binding
Source: RefSeq, a predicted model, not a curated record